AUGAACAGGAGAUUGGAAGAAGGUAGAGUUAGCGAUAACUUUGCCUACUGCCUAAGCAAACUCAGGGAAAACAAGAAUAGAGCAAGACCAGCAAAAAGGAGACGCUUGGAUCAAGGAACUACCGCUAGCCAUGGUAAAAAGGAUCGCGAUGAAGAAAGUGGGGGGCAGGGACUUUCGGCAAUAAAGCGAAGGCGUCAAUUUGUAACGUCCGUUUCGCUUAAGCCAACACAACUUUGGUGGUCUGGCAGUCAGGGAGCUGGGCAGACGGAUAAGCAAGCCGUCACGGAAAUCCGG
Molecule: messenger RNA, 294 nt
Organism: Protopolystoma xenopodis
Lineage: Eukaryota; Metazoa; Platyhelminthes; Monogenea; Polystomatidea; Polystomatidae
Source: the annotation of a GenBank genome assembly